Molecule: messenger RNA, 840 nt
Organism: Ipomoea triloba (trilobed morning glory)
Lineage: Eukaryota; Viridiplantae; Streptophyta; Magnoliopsida; Solanales; Convolvulaceae
Product: glutaredoxin-C6
Exons: 1
Coding region: 114-560 (148 amino acids)
Source: RefSeq, a predicted model, not a curated record
UUCUCUCUCUCUCUUCCACGUUAACCCUUCCACUCCCUCCAAAUCUUACACCUCCACUCUCUCUAUCGCCGCCGCCGUAUAUAUAUAUAUAUACACAUACAUACACUCUGGCUAUGCAAGGCGUCCUCCGCUACGGACCGUUAUCGGACGGCGGAGUGAGGCUAGAGCUGAGUCCGACGGCCGCCACGGCGUCUCCGCUCACCAUCGACGUCGCCGAGACGGCGGAGGUCAAAAUCCAGCGCCUCAUAUCGGAGAAUCCGGUGGUGAUCUUCAGCCGCGCCGCCUGCUGUAUGUGCCACGUCAUGAAGCGCCUCCUCUCCACCAUCGGCGUCACGCCGACCGUCAUCGAAUUGGACGAGGACGAGAUCGGCGCCCUGCCGACCUCUCCCGCCGCCGCCGCGGAGGAGGACGGCGGCGGCGGUGGUGGCGCCGGCGCUCCCGCGGUGUUCAUAGGCGGGACACGUGUCGGCGGGAUAGAGAGCCUCGUGGCGCUCCACGUCAGCGGUCGCCUUGUUCCAAAGCUCGAGGAAGUUGGGGCUCUCACCAAUAUGGUAUUGUAAUUUCCGUAUUCCAUCAGGGACAUAUUUGUAAUUUCGCCGCCUAGCCCCAAAAACAAUAUUAUAGUUACUAUAUUAGGAGAAAAUUACCCCGUAAGUCUCAAAUGUUGAUUUGGGUAAUUAAUUUCAAUUCCCUAUAUUUUAGAACCCAAAAAAAAAAUUAUUGUAUAUUAGGUGGUAAUGUUACAAGGGCAAAUAAGUAACUUACACGUGUCUAGAACUUGUGGUCUUAAAAUGUUCUUUAAAUUAUUAUUAUGAUUAUUAUAAAUAUUAUAAUUAUGCA